This is a messenger RNA of Besnoitia besnoiti, 1059 nucleotides long. Its product is annotated as nuclear movement family protein. The record is from RefSeq and is a predicted model, not a curated record. The coding region runs from base 1 to 1059 and encodes 352 amino acids. Lineage: Eukaryota; Apicomplexa; Conoidasida; Eucoccidiorida; Sarcocystidae. Gene Ontology annotation, biological process: protein folding. The transcript has 4 exons. Gene Ontology annotation, cellular component: cytoplasm.
AUGGAAACGCAUGAGGCGAUGGGCGAUCCUCGUUUCGACGGGCUGUUUACGGCUGUGGCUCAGCAAGCUGGCGGCAUCGAUGGUUUGUUUGGUUACUUCUUCGGCUUCCUCCAGCGGAAGACGGACUUCUACUCGGUUGACAAGGCCAGCUGUCGCGCCAUCAUGGACAAAGUGUUCGAGGAAGGCUGGAAGCGCGCGGAGGAGAAGAAGGAGUUGGAGCGCAAGCGCCAGCGCGAGGCAGAGGAAGCCAGACGAAAGAAGCAAGAAGAGGAAGCCAAGCGGAUCGCUGCCGCAAGCGCUGUUCCCUUCUCCCCCACUCCAAGCCAGGCCAUCGGGAUCAACAAAAUCGAGGAGCUGACGGAGGAGGAGGAACGCCGUUUCAGCCCCGACUACAAGCCGCCGCAGGCCUCUCAGGCCAGCACGCCCGCGGCCGCGACAGCAGCCUCUGAACAGAAGACUGCAGAGGAGAUGCGUACUGACGGAGACGAUGAAGAAGAGGAAGAUAAUGAACCACCUCCAGAGGGGAACGGGGGAAAGACAGACAAAUACACCUGGACGCAGACGCUGGGAGUCGUCGACGUGUACAUCCCGAUCCCGGAGGGCACGAAAGCCUCACAGCUGACUGUGCAAAUCGGCGCGGGCACACUCAAGGUUGGUCUCAAAGGCCAGGCGCCGAUCAUCGACGGAAAAUUCCACAUGAAAGUGAAACCCGACGACUGCAUGUGGACGCUGGAGGACAAGAAAGUCAUCCACCUCAACUUGGAGAAAGCCGACAACAUGCGCUGGUGGGCCUGCGUCGUUCAAGGCGACCCUGAGAUCAACACAAGAAAGAUUGUCCCAGAGAACUCGAAGCUGAGUGACCUUGACGCGGAGACGCGCUCCACUGUCGAGAAGAUGAUGUACGACCAGCGGCAGAAGGCCGCCGGGCUGCCGACCAGCGACCAACAGAAGCAGGCCGAGCUCCUAGAAAAGUUCAAACGCGCACACCCCGAAAUGGACUUCUCCAAGGCCAGCAUCAACUGGGGAAACUCGGGAUGGGGCAGCGGCAUCCCCAUGUGA